Lutzomyia longipalpis is the source of this 564-nucleotide messenger RNA. RefSeq lists its product as uncharacterized. The record is from RefSeq and is a predicted model, not a curated record. Bases 163 to 510 code for a protein of 115 amino acids. NCBI's taxonomy places the organism in Eukaryota, Metazoa, Arthropoda, Insecta, Diptera, Psychodidae. The transcript has a single exon.
CGCGCAUAGAAGUCUCGUGGGCAUAAAAGAACAAUCCAUGCCACUGUGUACGAUCAGUUGAUUGUGCUAAUCGAACGAGGUGACAGUGUUGCUCGUAAAACAAUCGUCUUCUAAGUUUGUGCCUUUAGUGUUUGUUUUUUGUCGUUAAAAAGAGGAUUCAACAUGAACGCCAUUAUUGCUGUAUUCCUUCUGGUUACAUCCACAAGUGGGCAAUUUCUCCAUCAGGAACCAAUUCCACUGGCCUACUAUCGUGACUCCGUUCCCAUCCACGAGGAUCCCCCAUUGGCACAUCCAGCUGUUGUUGAGAACUCCAUCAGGGAGAAGCAAUUGCCACCAGAGCUCCUCAAGAGUGAUAAUUUCUACAGCAAUCCCCGUGUUGCUGAUGGCCUGGCCAAGGAGUCCUGGUUCACGGACAAGGAAAUGCCUGUCUUUGAGCGUGAAGCUGAAAAAAUCCCCCGGGAACAAAUUGUUAAGAUUCUCACCAAUGCUGGAUUAGCUAGAAGACGAUAAAACUGACGCAAAUGUCCUUUUUCAUUAAGUUGAACCACGCACUGAAUUUUUAUA